Macadamia integrifolia is the source of this 1666-nucleotide messenger RNA. RefSeq names its product damage-control phosphatase At2g17340-like. The record is from RefSeq and is a predicted model, not a curated record. The transcript has 12 exons. The coding region runs from base 310 to 1413 and encodes 367 amino acids. Gene Ontology annotation, molecular function: pantothenate kinase activity; ATP binding. Gene Ontology annotation, biological process: coenzyme A biosynthetic process. Gene Ontology annotation, cellular component: cytosol; nucleus. Lineage: Eukaryota; Viridiplantae; Streptophyta; Magnoliopsida; Proteales; Proteaceae.
UACGAAAAAAAAAAUACAUGUUGACGAAAUCGAUAGCAGAUCGGUGCGGACUCAAAUCUGAUCCCGAUCCUUGGCAAUUCGAAACGGCCAAUUCUUUGGCCUUUUCUAAGGUUUAGGACCUUAGGUAAUUCUUGGCUGAUUGUAGCAUCCGUUGCUGAUACCGAGACCGAUCUGAGUUUUGAAACCUUGUUUGGUACUUGCUACGCUUUUUUGGAUUUCUUCGAUCUCCUGUUGUUGUUGAGCACUCUCAACUUUCGAGUAUCAAGUCUCGACCAAUCGAGAACGAAACGUGAAGGCUUUGAAGUUUACAUGGAGAGUGCUUCGGAAUUGGUUCCCUUUCCUCUGUUGAUGACUCCGAUCGAAUCGAAUUACAGAGCUUGCACAAUUCCUUACAGGUUUCCAUCUGAUAAUCCUCGGAAGCCGACUCCAACCGAGCUCUCUUGGAUCGAUAUUUUGUUAAACUCAGUUCCGUCUUUCAGGAAACGAGCAGAAAGUGACACUACAGUCCCUGACGCUCAUAUCAGAGCUGAAAAAUUCGCUCAAAGGUACACAGAGAUACUUGAGGACUUCAAGAAAGAUCCUGAAAGUCAUGGUGGACCCCCUGAUGGCAUUAUUCUUUGUAGGCUUCGUGAGCAAGUGCUCAGAGAAUUAGGAUUUAGAGAUAUAUUCAAGAAAGUCAAGGAUGAAGAAAACACUAAAGCCAUCUCGCUAUUUGGGGAUGUAGUUCGGCUUAAUGAUGCCAUUGAAGAUGAUGGAAAACGUAUAGAGAACUUGGUUAGGGGUAUUUUUGCAGGGAACAUAUUUGAUCUAGGUUCUGCACAGCUUGCAGAGAUUUUUGCUAGAGAUGGAAUGUCCUUUCUGGCUAGUUGUCAAAAUAUCGUGCCUCGACCUUGGGUUAUUGAUGAUUUGGACACAUUUAAGGUCAGGUGGAGUAAGAAGUCCUGGAAAAAGGCUGUAAUUUUUGUUGAUAAUUCUGGUGCAGAUAUCGUCUUGGGAAUCCUGCCAUUUGCCCGAGAGUUACUUCGACAUGGGACACAGGUUGUUUUAGCUGCUAAUGACUUGCCUUCAAUCAACGAUGUAACCUACCCAGAACUCAUUGAGAUUAUUGCAAAGUUGAAGGAUGAGAAUGGACAGCUCAUGGGUGUUGACACUUCAAAUCUUUUAAUUGCCAAUUCUGGUAAUGAUUUACCGGUUAUUGAUCUCACUAUGGUUUCUCAAGAGCUUGUUUACUUGGCAAGUGAUGCAGACCUGGUUGUCCUGGAAGGAAUGGGACGUGGGAUAGAAACAAACCUUUAUGCUCAAUUUAAAUGCGAUUCACUCAAGAUUGGAAUGGUAAAGCAUCAAGAGGUUGCUCAGUUUUUAGGUGGAAGGCUUUAUGAUUGUGUCUUCAAGUACAAUGAAGUUUCAAGUUGAUUGUUAACAUUACUUUUGUUCCAAUUCGUCGCAUCUGUAAAAGCCUUUGACAUUGCUAUUGGGCACUUGCUCUUCUAAAAGCGAGAGUUUGAACAUGUAUUGAAGUCUUGUGGAAUUUAAAUAUAACCAGUAAUAGGAAAUCUUAGGUUUUUUUGGAGGUUGGGGGUUUUGGGGGUGGAAGUGAAGUGUUGAAAGCCAAGACAUUUGAAGUCGCUAUGAAAUGAAAAUUUCAUGAUCGUUUUGUUUGUGCAAA